AAUUUAUAAAGAAUAGUUUAAGCCACCUUCACCUCACAAGCAAGCAACCCUCUUUCUUCUUCCUUAUAUGUAUUCUUCCAAGACUCUCAUUCUCAUUACUUCCAGUUCAAGUUCCCUAAACUAUGGAAGAUGAAGGGCCAUCUUUCCUCAUCUCCGGAAACAAGGCAAUUUUUACCCGCUUAGAUUAUCCAGGAGUUGAAUUGAAGAGCUUUACCUCUUGUCUCAAAUGGGUUUGUGUUGAUCAAUCUAGUAUUUGGAAAGCUGUUCUUUCAUGGUCGAUCUUCUUUCUUCUCGCCAUUAUCUCUCCUCUGGUAUCGCAUUUUUUUCUUCUGUGUUCAACAUGUGAUAAGAAUCACCAGAGACCUUAUGACACGAUCGUCCAAUUGUCUCUCUCUGUUUUUGCAACGAUCUCGUUUUUAAGUCUCUCUUUUUGGGCUCGGAAAUAUGGAGUCAAUCGGUUUCUGUUUCUUGAUAAAUUGCCUGAAGAAAGUGAAAAGGUUAAACAAGGAUAUGCAGCACAACUUAGAAGAUCAAUGAAGCUCCUUUGUACCUUUGUCCUUCCCUGUUUUGCGUUUGAGUGUGCCUACAGAAUUUGGUGGUAUGCCACUGGAGCAUCAGAAAUACCCUACUACAUAAACAUCUAUGCCAGUGACAUUAUUGUGUGCACAUUGCAGCUCUUGUCAUGGCUUUAUCGGAUAGCCAUUUAUAUACUGGCCUGCAUAUUGUACCAACUGAUUUGCUAUCUGCAAAUUAUAAAAAUGGAUGACUUUGCUCAAGUUUUUCAAAAAGAAACUGAGGUUGGUUCAAUCUUGAAAGAGCAUUUCAAAAUCAGAAGAAAUCUCAGGGUUAUAAGCCAUCGGUUUCGGGCUUUCAUUUUGUUGUCUCUAGUUUUGGUCACGGCAAGUCAGUCCAUAUCUCUUCUUAUGACCAUCCGGUCCAGUGCCAAUAACAACAUUUUUGAAGCAGGAGAAUUAGCACUCUGCUCCAUUAGCCUGGUGACAGGACUCUUCAUAUGCCUGCGAAGUGCAACAAAGAUCACACAUAAAGCACAGUCCAUUACAAGCCUUGCUGCAAAAUGGCAUGUCUGUGCCACAAUCAACUCCUUUGAUGACCUGGAUGGUGAGACCCCAACAACUCAGACUGCUUCCUCCCAAGUCUUUCCGGUCGAUGCUUAUUGCAUAUCAGAUGAUGAGGAAGAAGAUGGAGAUGAUAUAGAUAACACCAGAAUGUUUCCUAUAUUCGCACAUACAAUAUGUUUCCAGAAGAGGCAAGCUCUAGUGACUUAUUUGGAAAACAACAAAGCGGGUAUUACAUUGUAUGGAUUUAUGCUAGACAGAACAUGGAUUCACACCAUUUUUGGGAUUGAACUAGCUCUAUUGCUUUGGUUGCUCAAUAAAACACUUGUGAACUUGUAAUACGUCCAGACAAAUCACAUCUUGAUAAAACGCGAAAGAGAUGUUGAAAACAUGUUCAUCUCAUAUCAUUUGAGGUUAUUAAUGUUAGCGGAAGAUUAGUUGGUCGUUUGUGAGCUCCUCAAUUAUCAAAAUAUGAUACCCAGAAGUAAAAGAUUCCAAAAUAAACAAUAUCUUUAUAGUGGAUAGGUAACAGAAAUCUGACUUCGUCCAUUUUGUUGGAGGCAGAGAUUGUGAGGCAGCUCUAUUGUGCCUAAUUGGGAAAUUGAUCAUUUUACUAUAUGAGAAAAAAAGGGUCGAGUUUACCGUAAGAAAGCAGGAGUUCCAUAAUGUCUCAAGAUUCAAGAACCAUGUUGUAGCUUGAAGGUUCACAUCAUUACAUUUGUUUCUGAAAUUCUCAUGUAUAGCAGCAGAUGAAAUAGCCCUGAAUUCUGCCUUCUCACAGUUUGUAGAAAAUAACAUCUUUAUUCCUAAUUUGGGGUUUCUUGAAUCA
Messenger RNA from Mangifera indica (mango), 1905 nucleotides. RefSeq lists its product as uncharacterized. Lineage: Eukaryota; Viridiplantae; Streptophyta; Magnoliopsida; Sapindales; Anacardiaceae. The transcript has 5 exons. The record is from RefSeq and is a predicted model, not a curated record. The coding region runs from base 123 to 1415 and encodes 430 amino acids.